GAUGCAUGGAAGCCAAGUUGCUAUAAUCAAGGAGAGCUGCAAGAAAAAAGAAAUCCAAAAAACCCCCAAUUUACAUCCAUAAAUACUCUUAUUCUCCACUUGCAAUUUUUCCUAUUCCAUUUCUUCUUCUUCGUCUUGGCACCAGCCUGCUCCUUCUUGGAAGAGAGAGAGGAGAGGAGGGAGAGGGAGGCAUCGGUGAGCUCGGGAAGCUGCGUGGGGCUUACACCAAGGCCCCACCCUUCCCCUGCUCACUCACCACACUCCCCUCUCACCAACUCUCUCUUAUCUCCUUCCAAGAUCCCACCUUGUUUUGUUUCCCCCAUUUCUUGAUCUUGGUAGGACCAUUCCUUGAUCUUUCGCUCGCUCCAGUGCACUCAUUCCGGCUCCGGAGAUCCCAUCUCUGGCUCAAAGAAGCCAAAUUUUAGCUCAAAUUAGAGUUGUUUUUGGCUGCUCAGCUCGUGUCCCUGCACGAAUCAAUCCAAGGACUCCCUGCUCGGCAACAAGUGUCCACCGUCCCCCUGAUCCCCGGGCUUCGAUUCGAUCGAAUCUGACCUAAUUUAAUUUUUUCUGUCUCCCGCUGCGCUUUCUUUUUCUCCCUCCUCUCGCAAAGUGGGUUCCAUCGCGUCACCCGCACGGCUCCUCCGAUCGGGCGGAGCAAGAAAGCGGCAGAAAAGAUAAAAGGCGAGUUCUUGAUGCGGUUUUGGUUGUAGCAGCAACUCCACUGUUUGUGGCUUGGCUUUGUUAUUUAUACGCAUCAGCGCCCGAUCGGAGCUAGCGUUCCGGCAGCGGCAGCGAGCUUCUUCCCCGGCGCUCGCUGAUGCUUGCCCUGCUCGCCGCCUUCUUCGUGUCCUGCCUUCUCUUUCUGUCUAGGCAAUGCGCGCGUGACAUGAGACUGUUCCUCGCGUCCCUGUGCCAAGAACUCGCGCUGUCGGUGCUCGGAUUCUUGGCCGGAUACCGGCUGCUCGGAGGCGUCGCGGCUGCGGACACUAUGCCGUUCAUGCCGUCCUUCAAGAGAAAGCGGGCGGCGGCCACGGUUGAGAAUGACGAGGAGGCAGCCGGCAGCGGCGAGCCAUCGGUGCUCGACCUGCCGGAGCUGGCCAUCGAUUGCAUUCUCGAGAGUCUGCCGCCGGCGGAGCUGCGGAGCAUGGCCGCCGUCUGCCGCUCGAUGCGGGAGCGGUGCCGCGGCGACCACCUCUGGGAGCGCCACAUGUCGGAGAAGUGGGGCCGCGUCCUGGGCCCCGCCGCCAGGGAGGAGUGGAGGGCGUAUCUUGCGUCCGCCAGCGCCGGCGGCGAGGCGUGCUGCGCGUCAAGCGGCGGCGGUAAGCGCCGGAGGUGGCUUGCCGCGCUGUCCUGCGUGUGCCCGGUGGUCUCCUGGAUGCGACCCAGGGCCGACAGCGGCAGCGGCGGCAAGUCGUCUGGCCCUGCGCUGGAUGACUCUAUCAUGUCGUGGUAUCUGUCCAUGGAGAGUGGCAAGUUCUGGUUCCCGGCACAGGUCUACAACCGAGAGCAUGGGCAUGUUGGGUUCAUGAUGUCAUGCUAUGAUGCAGAGCUCAGUUAUGAUUUCCAUACCGACACAUUCCGCGCAAGGUAUCCACCACAUGGGCGACGAACUGUGGUGCUGGAGGACAGAGUGCAAUGGGACAGGGUCAGGGCACCGCCGGUCGAAACUCUUGCACAUGAUCUGCAUGCUUCCGACUGCUUACACGAACUCCGGCCUGGCGAUCACAUUGAGAUUCAGUGGAGAAGGAACAAAGAAUUCCCAUAUGGCUGGUGGUAUGGAGUUGUUGGCCACUUGGAGUCAUGUGAUGGAAAUGAACACUUUUGUCGGUGUCAUCUUAGUGUUCCUUCUCCCACCUCCGUUGUUGGACAACACAUGCGCCAUCUAACUACACAUGAGAUGGUUGAUCGCCGUGCAAAGGGAUUAUGCUUCAACUGCUUUGAACUAUUUUCUAAAGAUCACCUACCUCAAUAUUAAAUGAAGAGAAUUUAUUUUCUAGAAUUAGAAGAAGAUAUAGCUGCAUACCAAUACAAUGAUAAUGGCUGAUUCUUAGGCACAAGAAAUUCAACUCGAGAACGAGUUGUUUCGUGGCAAUGAGGGAAAUGAUAUAGGUGCAGAGAAGUAAUUAGGGAAGGAAAGAAUUAGCUUCCUUUUAGGUUUGGAAUAGUUAGAUUUCAGGAUUGAUAAGUUUCGUAAUUUAGGAUAAAAUCAGCUAGGAGAUAGAGUUGGAUUCGUUUUAAUAGUUAGUUGGAUUAGAAUCGUGACUCGUUAGUUGACCGACUAUAUAUGGUUUGUAAUACUGUGUAUUAGGAUCAAGCAAGAAAUAAACAAAAUAAAGAUCAGAGCUCGUAAGGCAGGGCGAUCCAGUUAUCCGCCCUCAAUAUUAAAAAUUGUUUUAUCCAUAGAGUCAGCAUCGCGUAUUCUGAAGUCCGAAUAAAAUCAAGUAUUAGACUCACGUAGGAUGUUGAGGUAAAGAAUCACGGUCUCUGCAGCUACAGUAAACAAGAUAUCAAAUCAUUUUCGUCGAUCCAUUUCUUUAGUAUGAAUCUGAAAUAUUUGUGUAAUUUAAAUGUAAUUGAACUCGAAUAUCCUGUUACCGUACAAUUUUGCACGGAAUGAAUAUCACUUGAGAUAACCCUUUAUAAAAAAGCAGUAUGAACAUGAAUUACAGACUAAAAUUUAUUUGCAGCCUUUUGUGUUUUCCUAUACUGUACCUUAAUUAACCGAACUUGGUUAUA
Phragmites australis (common reed) is the source of this 2736-nucleotide messenger RNA. Its product is annotated as F-box protein At2g32560-like. The transcript is spliced from 5 exons. The coding region runs from base 818 to 1975 and encodes 385 amino acids. The record is from RefSeq and is a predicted model, not a curated record. NCBI's taxonomy places the organism in Eukaryota, Viridiplantae, Streptophyta, Magnoliopsida, Poales, Poaceae. Gene Ontology annotation, molecular function: protein binding.